UUUAAAAGGUUUUUUUCUGGGUUUCUCAUUGCUAAUAGAACCAUUAAGCACUCUAGUAGUUUAUAAAUGUUUUUUUCUCUUGUCGUGCCACAUGGAGCUAACAAAAUCCAAGGAAGGUUUGCUUUUAUUGUUUAGUGCGCUAGUGAUCACUUCAUUGGACCAUGUCUGCGGAAAGCCUGCACUGAAAGCUGUUUCAAUGUUAACUCGGCAUGGAGAUCGGUCACCGUUGAUGACUUACCCCCUUGAUCCAUAUUUAAAUUACUCCUGGCCCGGAGGUCAAGGAUCUUUAUCACCGAUAGGCGCCCAACAGCUCUACCAUUCUGGGGUAAUCAAGUCCCUUCGAUAUUCAUCCCUCCUGAAUAGAAGUUGCCAUAAUAAAUCGUGCAGCAUAGAUACGAAUAAUAUCCUAGUUCUAAGCAGUUCCGCCAGGAGAUGUAUCUCAAGCGCAACACACUUCCUAGAUGCAUUUCUGAAAGGUACUUGGUCCCCAGAUUUGAUCCGAAUAAUCCUUCAAGAUGAAGACGAGAUUAUACGUCCUCCUGGAAAACCGUGCUCUGAUUAUGAAUACUUAUACAUCCGCGGGCCCGAAUGGAAUACACCUGAAGUGAUUCAUAUUAUUGAUCGGCAGAGCCCCAACGGUCGUAAGUUUCUGAAUAUUUUGGAGGAGAACACAGGAUUGACCAUUAAAAACACUUACGAUAUACUCGCACUUGAAGAUAUUUUACUCAUCCAGCUCGAUCAUGGCCUCGAGCUACCUGCCUGGGUGAAAUCGAUUUAUGACAAACAUUUGAAUCCAAUGGCCCUGGCUUUAUUCGAUCUGUGGAGCUCCUCGGAUUACAUGAAAAUUCGUGGAGGGCGUCUUUUAAACGACAUAAUUGAACGCCUCCAGAGCUACACCGAAGGAUCAAGCAAUCAAAACAUUCUUCUCUAUUCAGGGCACGACACAACGAUAGCUAGCUUGAUACAUACCUUAGGGGUAAGAAAGCAAACUGACAUCAGGCCUAAUUAUGGAGCAAUGCUAUCCCUCGAGUUGUACGAAAACAUUGAAGUUAAAAAUGAUUUAGAAAUCAAGAUCGUCUACUACCAAAAGCACUCAGACAAUGACCCAAUAAUUAUUGAAAUACCGCAUUGUAAGGUUCCCUGCCCCUUUAAGAAGUUCUCGAUGAACAUGCAAACGAAACUAAUCAAAAACUACAAGGAAUCAUGCAUACGAAGUUAAAGCCUGCAACUAUCUAUUCCGAGAAAAAGAGUGCAUUUCCUGUAAUAUAAAUUUUAGGUCGAAUUCAAAAGCACAAUAAAGAAUGGAAAAAAUA
Messenger RNA from Hermetia illucens (black soldier fly), 1313 nucleotides. Its product is annotated as lysosomal acid phosphatase-like. Bases 92 to 1219 code for a protein of 375 amino acids. Gene Ontology annotation, biological process: dephosphorylation. The record is from RefSeq and is a predicted model, not a curated record. Gene Ontology annotation, molecular function: phosphatase activity. The transcript has 6 exons. Lineage: Eukaryota; Metazoa; Arthropoda; Insecta; Diptera; Stratiomyidae.